Messenger RNA from Symbiodinium sp. CCMP2592, 2148 nucleotides. NCBI's taxonomy places the organism in Eukaryota, Dinophyceae, Suessiales, Symbiodiniaceae. The record is from the annotation of a GenBank genome assembly.
AUGGCAGUGGCAGAUCCUGUCGCCGAAGUCAACCCAUUGCUGGAGACGGAGGGGCUUCCCCGGUUUCAGUCCAUCGAUGUAAAGCACGUGGAGCCAGCCAUAGAGGCAAUCCUGAAGUCGUUGCGUCAGGAUUUCAAGAGCCUACAGGAAGAGCUGCCAAAUAAGAAGCCUGCAUAUGAGGGGGUGGUAGAAUUGCUGGAGAAGCUGCACCACCCACUCGAAUACAGCUGGGGUGUAGUGAGUCAUUUGAACGGUGUGAAGAACUCUGAUGCCCUGCGCGAAGUCCACCAAGCGAUGGAGACGGAGGUAGUUAAGGCUGAGAUGGAGCUUGCACAAAGCCGUGUCGUCUUCGAUGCCUUGGGCAGCUUGGAGACGAAUUCUCUUGCCGAGUCCCGACAGCGCAUCGUGGAGUCGUCUCUGCGCGACAUGCGGCUGAGUGGGGUUGACCUCGAGGGGAAGGCAAAGGAAGACUUCAAAGCGAUGAAACUUCGCCUCUCCGAGCUAAGCACAACGUUUCAGAACAAUCUGCUGGAUUCAACGAAGGCUUUCGAACUGAUUCUCACAGAAGCGAAGGAUGUCGCAGGCCUCCCCGCAAGUGCACUCGCGGCAGCGGCACAAUCCUACAAUCAAGCAAAGAGUGUGAAGUCCGAGAAGUCCGAGGCAGCUCCGGAAGGGGGGUACCAUGAAGCACAGAGUGGAAAGUCCGAGAAGACCGAAGCAACUCCGGAGGCGGGGCCUUGGCGGCUCACUCUAGACAUGCCAUCCUACCUUCCGGCCAUGAAGCACCUGAAGUCUUCCGAGCUGCGCGAGAAGCUUUACCGUGCCUUCAUCUCACGCGCUUCGGCCGGCAAGGUGGACAACGGGCCUCUCAUCAAGGAGAUCCUGCAGCUGAGGAAGAAAGAGUCCGCCAUGCUGGGCUUUGCGAACUACGCGUCCGAAUCCCUGGCCUCGAAGAUGGCUCCCAACAUCGAGGCGGUGACGAAGCUGACGGAGGACUUGUUCAAGGUCGCGCGGCCAGCCGCCGAGAAAGAGCUCGAAGAGUUGCAGAACUUCGCCAAGACGAAGGGUUACGAAGGGAAGUUGCAGCUCUGGGAUGUGAACUUCUGGACGGAGCGCUUGAAGGAGGAGAAGUACGCCUACGACGAAGAGGCCCUGAGACCCUACUUUUCGCUCCCCAAAGUGCUGGAAGGCAUGUUUUCGAUAGCCUCGAAGCUCUUCGGGGUAGACAUCACGCAGAACGACGAUGCCGCUGAGCGCUGGCAUCCGGACGUCAUGUUCUUCAAAGUACGGGAUGCCUCCACAGGAGGCCAUAUCGCCUCCUUUUUUCUGGAUCCUUACUCGCGACCUGAGGAGAAACAAGGUGGUGCCUGGAUGGAUGGUUGCUUGGGUCGCUCCAAGGCGGUUGGCACAAAGCCAGUGGCCUACUUGACCUGCAACGGCUCCCCGCCAGUGGGCUCGAAGCCGUCUCUCAUGACCUUCGGAGAAGCCGAGACCCUGUUCCAUGAGUUCGGCCACGGUCUGCAGCACAUGUUGACUCAUGUUGAGGAUGGUGGCUGCGCUGGCAUCAAGAACGUCGAGUGGGAUGCGGUGGAGCUUCCCUCGCAAUUCAUGGAGAACUGGCUGUACCACAAGGCAACUGUGGAGUCGUUUGCGGUGCACUACGAAACAGGGGAAGCGCUUCCUUCAGACAUUUUCGAGAAGAUCAAAGGCAGCCGCAUUUUCAUGGCCGCCUCCAUGAUGCUUCGUCAGCUGCAGCUCGGUGAUUUGGACAUGAAGCUCCACUGUGAGUAUGAUCCGGAUGGGUCGGAGACUUUCUUGGAUGUACAGAGGCGAGUGGCUGCCCGGUACCAGAUCCUUCCGCCCUUAGACGAAGAUCGCUUCUUGUGCUCCUUCGCUCACAUCUUCAGUGGCGGCUAUGCAGCAGGAUACUACUCCUACAAAUGGGCAGAGGUUUUGUCUGCAGAUGCUUUUGCUGCCUUUGAGGAGGCUGGACUUGAUGACGAUGAUGCCCUGCGCUCCGUUGGGCGCCGCUUUCGAGACACAGUGCUAGGCUGUGGUGGCGGGAGGCAUCCCAGCAAGGUUUACCGUGAUUUCCGCGGCAAGGACGCGACCGUCGAUGCUCUGUUACGACACAACGGUCUACUCUGA